Molecule: messenger RNA, 1075 nt
Organism: Oppia nitens
Lineage: Eukaryota; Metazoa; Arthropoda; Arachnida; Sarcoptiformes; Oppiidae
Gene: cpa
Product: F-actin-capping protein subunit alpha-like
Exons: 7
Coding region: 142-1008 (288 amino acids)
Biological process (GO): actin cytoskeleton organization; barbed-end actin filament capping
Cellular component (GO): F-actin capping protein complex; actin cortical patch
Molecular function (GO): actin filament binding
Source: RefSeq, a predicted model, not a curated record
CAGUACAUACAGUGAGUGAUACACUAUUUGACAAAAGGGUCGGUAUUUGAUAUGAGGUGUGUCUCUAUGUGUUAGACUUGUUAGUUGUCAAACAUAUGACCAAUUGAUUGAUUAGUAUCACCACUGAAUUGUUUGACAUCAAUGGCCACUGAUUUGGAUGAGCCGUUGUCCGACAGCGAUAAGAUGCGAAUCGUCACUGAUUUCAUACUUCACGCUCCGCCGGGAGAGUUCAGAGAAGUGGUCAAUGAUGUGCGUCAACUGCUCAAUAAUGAUCAGCUUCUUAAAGAACAAGCCUCGAGUGUAUUCGCACAGUAUAGCAAAGAUCAGUUAACUGCCGUCACUAUAGAGUCGACACAAAAUCAGACACUUAUCACUGAAUUCAAUGAAUUUGGAUCCAAUCGAUAUUAUGAUCCUCGAAGUCGACUAUCUUUUAAAUUUGACCACUUAAGAGAAGAAGCGUCUGACUAUGAAACGUGGACACCGGACUCAAAUAGCGAACCGUGGAGGUCAGCGUUGGAUCAAUUAUGGAGCAAAUACUGUGCCGAUCACUACCACAAUGGAGUGAGUGCUGUGUUUGGGUUGAGUCAGAGCGGACAGAUCAGUUUGACCGCAUGUAUUGAAGACCACCAGUUCCAACCUAAGAACUAUUGGAAUGGUCGGUGGCGUUCAGUAUGGAGUAUAACAUUUUCAGGGUUGGGUAGAGUAGAGGUUAAGGGAACCAUCAAAGUUCAGGUGCAUUAUUAUGAAGACGGAAAUGUACAACUCGUCAGCUGUAAAGAUAUCAAAAAACUUAUUGAUAUAUCAAGCGAAACACAAAUGGCUGAAGCAAUUGUUGAGUUGGUUGAAGAGGCAGAAAGGGAGUACCAGACGGCCAUCUCAGACAACUACCAGACUAUGUCUGACACUACUUUCAAAGCAUUGAGACGUCCACUACCGGUGACCCGAUCCAAGAUUGACUGGAAUAAAAUCAUGAGUUACCGUAUCGGCAAUGAAUUGAAACAACACUAAUAAAUAUUUUAACAUUGAUUUUAACUAUAUAUUGAAAACAUUACAAAGUUAUUAAUAAAUAAACGUU